GCUUGAGAUUAGGGUUUGAAGGGGCGCGCAUGCAUUAUAUGAUUUGGCGCUAUAGACAGGGCAACAGCUCAGGGCACAGACAAGCGCAGAUGACCAACUUUGGGCCUGGCGCCUAGUACUAGCGCCCCCGAAAGCUACUGUGAGAGAGGAGCUGGAAGGAAUACCUUCCUUCGCAACGUAGAAAAUGAAGCUCCAUACUUUAUGAAAAAGCUCACAGGCAGCACUUUGUUAAAAUGCUUGUAUCGGGUGCCGUGUCAAAUACCAUACUAAGAUCUUGUGUUUGCAGUUGGUGGCCGUGGAUCGACCAACAACCAAAUGAUGUCUUGGCACCGAAAGCAGAUUGUGUCUUCGCAUGCCAAAUAUCAAUCUAGGUGUGAAUCAGCUCGGGAGAAAAGCUUUGACACUCAGUUCCAAAAAGGGCAAAGGGUCAUUGGAUACAGUGGUUUUGCCUGGUGAAAGCGCCUAGUGGCAGGGGAAGAGCCAAGCCUUGGUCCAGCGUGAUGGUACAAAUCUACGGCGGGAUAAAGAAUCAUCUGGUCUGCUGGAAGGACUUGCAGCACAUGCGUGUGAAACCCAGGUUUGUAAGCCCGUGACAGCAUUAUGGAGACUACCGUCCACUACCGAUCUCCGGAUCCUAUACAGAACUUGCGAAUACGCGUCAACAUAACUAGAGUCAGCGCACCAAGGCAGAUCCGUGGCCCUAUCGAACAGAGGUCCCCAAGAGCAGCCCCCAUUGCGGAGGCUGCAGAACUGCCGCUUCCUCCUUCAGCUGGAGAAGCCCCCGCCAGCCCAAAGGCCGACGUUCCAGACCGCGGUAGCCAUGGUGCCAUGUGGCAGACACUCACCCGCACCUUUGACUGGCAGGAGAAAGUUUUUGGCAGCGGGGAGGUCCGGCACCUGCUUGCAACGGACCCUGCCUCAUUGUCAGCCCUGGAGAGUAGAUACAAAACGGCUAUAAAUACGGAAGGCACCAGUGGUUCCCCGCUAUUUACGUACGUCCAUGCGGACCGCUUUGUGGAAGACAUGGAACGAGAAAGCUCGGUGACGACGUCCGCAUCAGAGGGUAGCAGCCACCUGGUGGAGUCGGUGUUUGGCAGGAAAUCGAAAAGGGAGUUCAAGUACCAGGCCAUGUACAUACUAGUCAACGCCAACGAACAAAGUAGCAACGAGGCUUGGAAAGGACCAGGCGAAGAGGGGAGGGUGCUCUGCUGCAUCAAGGCGUAUGCAAACGGCAGCUUCGAUGUCAAGCCGGGCUUCACCAGCGGAGGCACGCCGUACCGUUUUGUCGCUCCUGGGGGGGGCGUCUUCGAGUACACGCUGGAGAAUGCAGCUAACAACGACGUCAGCACAUUGGAGGCGAGGCAACAGAGGCUGGCAAAGGAGCUGCUUACACGGGCGGCUGGGCUGCGGCGCAUGGUGGGCGCGGGCGACUUCGAGGCGCCCCCCGGCCCGUCGUCGGACGCGGUGCGGCUGCUGCUCAACGUCGAGAUCGUGGCCGCCAAGGCGUUCCAGCGGGACCGCCUGUUUGUGGAGUAUCACCUCAAGUACGACGACACGGUGUGGGAGUGCGGCGAGCAGUGGCUGCCGCAGCUGCACGGCUUCACCCAGAUCUCGGUGGGCCGGCGCGUGCACUUUGCGGAUGACGACCUGCCCACGUCGCUCGCGUGCUUCGGGCACCCUUUCGAGGUGGAGCUCACCGCGCAAAAGGAGCCCGCGGCGGCGUGGCCUAUCCUGUACUUCCACGUGGCGUCCUACGACCGCUGGGACCGCUGCCGCCCUGAGGGCUACGGCUACCUCGCGCUCGCGGGCCACUGCCCAGGUACGCGCGAGCACGUUGUGGACACGUGGCGUCCCGUGGGGUCCGUGCGGCAGCAGUUGCACAGCUUCUUCGUGGGCGGGGGGCCGCAAUUGCGCGACGUCACGUACGUCCGGCAACCCGUCGAUUGGGCGGGGCCCGUAUUGUCGAAGUACGGCUUCCGGACGCAACCUGCGGGGCAGGUCAAAAUCCGGACGAGCAGCAUGCUGCACAAGAGGCGCGUCAAGCCUCUGGCUGCUUCUGGGUACGCCAUCCCGCGGUCCCUCAGCCCCACGAAGCCACCCAAGCAAAGGUCCGCUUUCGCCCUGAUAGAGCGCGCGCGGCAACGCUUGGCUGAAGCGAAAGCGAGCGAAACCCUGAAAGGACACAGCAUUGAAAGGCCGCCGCCAUAAUUCUGAUCCAAUUGGUGCAAUUGGUGAGACUGAUUGCGAGUCAGCGACGGUGCCUGCAGAACAUGCGCGCGUGGCGGUAAUAGGGCAACCGUUGCUCAUUACAUCAGCUUAUCACGGCACCAUGGCCCGCGGUGGUUUCAUUAUUCACGUUAGUCGCUGGCCCCCCGCAAAGCAACGACCUAGCAUCUCUCUGACAGAUCCCCUACGAACCGUCUGGCGGUGCCGCAUAUGGCAUCCGUCCACGGUAAGGAACGACAUCAAUCCGGCUGCAAAU
This is a messenger RNA of Klebsormidium nitens, 2482 nucleotides long. The record is from the annotation of a GenBank genome assembly. NCBI's taxonomy places the organism in Eukaryota, Viridiplantae, Streptophyta, Klebsormidiophyceae, Klebsormidiales, Klebsormidiaceae.